AUGAAUAUUAGAACAAGAAAAAGUAAUCAUAGAGCAGUUGUUGCUGUUCAUAAAGCAUUAAACGAAAAGCAUCAACCAUUCGAAUAUUUUAUACCAUUAUUAAAAGAAAAGAAAGCUAGUAUUAUUACAAAUGCAGUCUAUAAUUUAAAUACAAUUUUAACACUCCAGGGUAACAGAGGUGAAGAAAUUCCAUUAGAAUUAGUAGAGGCUUUAUGCUCAUUAUUUUCAUCACAUCAAGGAAGAUUAGAGAAACCAAUCGAAAUUGGUAAAUGCAUUUCAUUAUGUUGUUUAAAUAGUGGCGAAAAUAUGGAAAUGUAUCGUAUUAUUAAAGGCAGUUUAACUUCAAUAAUAUCAGAUGGUGAACAACAUGUUAAAGAUAACGAAUUAAUUGGUUGCAUAGUCGCUCUUUCAAACGCCUGUUUCUAUUCCUGCUCAGAUAGAGACUCAUACAAACAUACAAUCGAAAUUUUCCAAGACCUUUUAUACACCCAAAAAAGAAAAAAUAUUUUAGAUAAAAUUUUAAAUGCAUGGUUAUUACUCUUAACUAAAAUAAAUCCAAAAGAAAUGGAAGAUUAUAAAUUAGUAUUAAGCAGAUUAAUCGAAUUUUCAAAAUCAUCAUCACAAAACCUUAGAGUUACAUCAUCAAUUGCCAUUGCACUUAUUGUUGAUGACGUUAAAGAAAAGGUUUUAGAUGAUUUCGAAAGUGAAAUAGACUCAAGUCGUGCUGAUGAUGACGAAGAUUACAGCUAUGAGUAUGAAGAAGAGGACGAAGACGAAUAUGAAGACGAAGAUGAAGACUAUCGUGAAGAAGAAGAAGAAAUCCAAAGAGAAUAUAGAUCUGGUAAAGGUAAAACAUAUAAUAUUGAAAAUCUCAGUUUAGAGGGCGGCAAUGCAUCCCAUAGUGGCGAAGAUUAUGAAGAUAGUGACGAAUACGAUGAAGACGGUUAUAGUAACAGUGCAGUCUCUGAAGAAGAUCAAAUCAAUCAAAUUAUUAUUGACGAUGAUCAUAUGAUCCAAGUUAUUGAAAAUACCCUCAGAAUGAACGAAGAAAAGGGUAAAAAGAAAAUUCAAUCCAAAUCAUUACUUCGUCAAGUUUUAACCAACUUAAAAGAUGGUGAACCCCCAAAAGAAACCAUCGUAAUUUCUGGUUUACCUUUCCAUUUCACUGGUUGGAGAAAGUAUAUUCAAUUAGAUGCUCUUCGUAAACUUGUUGGUCCAGGUAUGAGCUCACAAUGGGAAAUUAAUGAAAAUUUACAAGAAUUAUUUGAUUUUGAAAUACCAAGAGGCCAAGAACUUAACGAUUUACUUAGAGUCCAAAAAAGAAAUCAACAAAAAUCAAAAAAGAAAGAUUUUGACAGAGAUUCCAAAAAUAGUGCAUUAUUUUACAAUAAUGCCGCUAAUUAAAUAAAAAAAUAUACACUAAAAUAAUAACGAU
Dictyostelium purpureum is the source of this 1435-nucleotide messenger RNA. RefSeq lists its product as uncharacterized. The transcript is spliced from 3 exons. The record is from RefSeq and is a predicted model, not a curated record. The coding region runs from base 1 to 1404 and encodes 467 amino acids. NCBI's taxonomy places the organism in Eukaryota, Evosea, Eumycetozoa, Dictyosteliales, Dictyosteliaceae.